CCCCUAGCGUCAGGGACCGGAAGUGGGCGUUGCCGGGGCGUGGCUAUAGGACGAAGGCGGCGGUGGGGAGAGCGCCUCUCGAUUGAGCACUUGGAUUCAGCUCCUUCGUUUUCAGCAUGGAAGACACUUACAUCGACUCCCUGGACCCUGAAAAGUUAUUACAGUGCCCCUAUGAUAAAAACCACCAGAUCAGGGCCUGCAGGUUUCCUUAUCAUCUUAUCAAGUGCAGAAAGAAUCAUCCUGAUGUCGCAAACAAAUUGGCUACUUGUCCCUUCAAUGCUCGCCACCAGGUUCCUCGGGCUGAAAUCAGUCAUCAUAUCUCAAGUUGUGAUGACAAGAGUUGUAUUGAGCAGGAUGUGGUUAACCAAACCCGGAACCUUGGACAAGAGACUCUGGCUGAGAGCACAUGGCAGUGCCCUCCUUGUGAUGAAGACUGGGAUAAAGAUUUGUGGGAACAGACUAGCACCCCAUUUGUCUGGGGCACAGCCAACUUCUGUGGCAACAACAGUCCUGCAAGCAACAUAGUCAUGGAACAUAAGAGUAACCUGGCUUCAGGCAUGCGGGUUCCCAAGUCUCUGCCGUAUGUUCUGCCAUGGAAAAACAAUGGAAAUGCACAGUAACUGAAUAUCUUAAAUGCCAGGUCCUAGAAGACUCUUGCUUCUUCCUGCUACCCAAGGGUUCUUCAUUUUUUUCUCCUUAUCUAAUAAUAGAAUGAUAAAUUGUCUGUGACUUUCAAACUGACAAGUACCUUUUUUUCUUCCCCGCUUUGAAUUCUCAUUCAUUUGAUGCAAGAACCCUCAUACUCAGAAGAACUUGCAUCAAUCCUUCUGAAAAUGACUUCCUUGAUAAGCCAUCAAGGUAGAUAACUUGAUAGUUUGGUUAAGUUCAUGCAGCCCCAAAAAUCAAAAAUCACAUCCCAAACAUAAUGAUUCGAAGUUAUGUCAAAAGUUCUUGCAAAAGCCAGACAUGGUGGUGCCCGCCUGCAAUCCCAGCCAUUCAGGAGGCUGAGGCAGGAGGAUUCAACUUUACAGGCCAGCCCUCAGCAGCUUAGGGAGAUCCUUAGCAACUUUGCAAGACCUUGCCUAAAAAUAAAAGGACUAGGAUGUAGCUCAGUGGUAAAGUGCCUCUGGGUUCAAUCCUUAGUGUACACACACACAGCCAAAAAAAAAAAAAAA
Molecule: messenger RNA, 1175 nt
Organism: Ictidomys tridecemlineatus (thirteen-lined ground squirrel)
Lineage: Eukaryota; Metazoa; Chordata; Mammalia; Rodentia; Sciuridae
Gene: Gtsf1
Product: gametocyte specific factor 1
Source: RefSeq, a predicted model, not a curated record